UUCGUCCAUGGCGGAUGAAGAAAAAGAAAAACGACAAGCUGAAAUGGAGAAGCUACCGGUGGUUUUACAACUUCGUCCCGUCCCAGCAAUCGAUCCUGUUGAGGAUCGAUUCUUGAACAAGUUCAGAUUUCUCAAGGCCUGGGAGUCGUCGAUGCCCAUGGACCUCUUCUUGACCACACAUGCACAGUCGGUAAGAGCCCUUCUCUGCUCUGGCGGUACCCCUAUCACAGCCGACGCCCUUCGAUGCCUUCCCUCUCUCCAAUGCAUAGUCACUACCAGCGCCGGUCUCAACCACAUCGAUUUGGCCGAGUGCUGGCGAAAGGGCAUUUCCAUAGCCAAUGCUGGCGACUCUUUCUCUGAAGACGGUGCUGAUUACGCAAUUGGGCUAUAUCUCGAUGUCCUCAGACGAAUCUCCGCUGCCGACCGAUACAUCCGCCAGGGGCUUUGGCCUAGCAAGGGCGAUUAUCCUCUAGGCUCCAGGUUAAGAGGUAAACGAGUGGGGAUUGUUGGCCUAGGACAUAUAGGCUCUGAAGUGGCAAAAAAGCUUUUGGCCUUUGGGUGCAGUAUCUCUUACAACUCGAGGAAGAAGAAGCCAUCUAUUGCAUUUCCAUACUAUUCGGAUGUCUGUGAACUUGCAGCUAAUAGUGAUGUUCUCAUCCUUUGUUGUGGAUUGACCAAGGAAACACACCACAUCAUUAACAGGGAUGUGCUGUUGGCACUGGGAGAGAAAGGGGUUAUCAUUAACAUUGGACGGGGGGCUCUUAUCGAUGAGAAGGAAUUGAUUGAGUGUUUGAUGCAAGGAAAAAUUGGAGGUGCUGGUCUGGAUGUGUUUGAGAAUGAGCCGCAUGUGCCCGAAGAGCUUCGUGCCUCAGAUAAUGUUGUAUUGUCUCCACAUACUGCUGUGUUGACACCAGAAUCCUUUUUGUCAUUGCAUGAGUUGCUGCUAGCCAACUUGGAGGCUUUCUUCUCAGAUAAACCGUUGGUUUCAGAGGUGAAGGAUGAAUGAGAAGACCAUCCAUUAGGUAAUCAUACAAAAGGAUUCACAGGAUCACAUAAACAACGCACACAGAGUUUGAUCAUCAAGGG
Molecule: messenger RNA, 1086 nt
Organism: Telopea speciosissima
Lineage: Eukaryota; Viridiplantae; Streptophyta; Magnoliopsida; Proteales; Proteaceae
Product: glyoxylate/hydroxypyruvate reductase HPR3-like
Exons: 2
Coding region: 8-1006 (332 amino acids)
Cellular component (GO): cytosol
Molecular function (GO): NAD binding; glyoxylate reductase (NADPH) activity; hydroxypyruvate reductase [NAD(P)H] activity
Source: RefSeq, a predicted model, not a curated record